Molecule: messenger RNA, 4268 nt
Organism: Zingiber officinale
Lineage: Eukaryota; Viridiplantae; Streptophyta; Magnoliopsida; Zingiberales; Zingiberaceae
Product: probable ubiquitin-conjugating enzyme E2 23
Exons: 8
Coding region: 284-3883 (1199 amino acids)
Source: RefSeq, a predicted model, not a curated record
GGGGAGAGAGAGAGAGAGAGAGAGAGAGAGAGAGAGGUGGGAUGUUGUCACCCUAAUCAUGGCUCUCCUCCUCUCGUCGUACCUUCCGGCCCCCGAUAGCAUCUCGCCUCCCGUCUCUCUCGCCGUCGCCGCGUAGCUUCGGAUCUCGCAUCCGCUUCGAUCCCACGCAUAAUCGCUGCCAUCGACGCCGCCGCAUCCAUCGCCGCUGCUGUUGCCGCCGCCGCAUCCAUCGCUGCUGCUGUCGCCACCGCCAGGCCCUAGCUAUCGAGGUUUAUUAAUUUAGAUGGAAAAAAAACAUAUUGACGAUGGGCUUAGUACUUCAAUCAAAGUGAGUAAUGUAUCAGAUGCAAAACAUAAGGAAAAAAAAUCUUGUUCUGAUGCUGAGAGUAGUUCAGAGUGUGAAAAACAAAAGAAAAUUGAGGAACUUACUAUUUCCCAGACUAAUGAUACAUUUAUUUAUAGACAAGAUGUCAUCAAAUCAAGUAAGCAUGAAGAUUUUCUUGGAAUUGUUGUAGAAGUGGCAGGUGAUUCAGACUCAGAGGAUAGCAUCUCAGAUGAUGAUGACAGUGAAAUGGAUGAGGAAAAGGUUGAUGCAGGCAUUGGUGGAGGCGACAAUGAUAAUGAUAAUACUAACAAUGAUGGUGAUAACAUCAAUUAUCUUCCAAAUGGACAAGUUAGAAUAACUUGGUGUGAUGGUUCUGAAACAACAGAAAAUACUAGUGAUAUUGUGGUAGUAGACAGAAGUUUUCUGCAUGGUGAUAUUGUUACUUCAGUCAUUGAUCCAACAGGACAAUUAGGGCUCGUUGUUAACAUCAAUAUCACAGUUGAGUUACUUUCUGCAGAUGGUGAGGUGAUAAAAAAUGUUAACUCCAGAGAUCUAAAACGUAUAAGGGAAUUCAGCGCUGGUGAUUUCGUUGUUCUUGGACCUUGGCUUGGCAGAGUUGAUGAGGUGUUAGAUAAUGUGACUGUUCUGUUUGAUGAUGGAUCUGUAUGCAAAGUAGUUAAAGCUGACCCUUUGCGACUGAAUCCUGUUCUGAAGCCAGUUGUUGACAAUGCAGAUUGUCCAUACUAUCCAGGCCAAAGGGUUCGUGCUGUUUCUUCCGCUGUUUUCAAAACUUCUAGAUGGCUUUCUGGCUUGUGGAGAUCUAACCUUCUUGAAGGCACAGUCAUCAAAGUUCAAACAGGCUCAGUGGUUGUCUAUUGGAUGGCUUCAGCUUAUCUCGGUGUUGGUACUAGUUCAACUUCCGCACCUGCCGACGAGCAGAAUCCUAAGAACUUGACUCUGUUGUCUUUUUACGCACACACAAACUGGCAAUUAGCAGAUUGGUGUCUCCUGCCAUCUUACCAGCAAUUAUCAUCUUCUGCUGAUAGCAUUCGAAUAAACAGUAAAAUGAAAGAAGCUGUGAGUGAUUCUAUUUCUCAUGUUGAGGAAAAUCAAUUGAGCUCUUGCAUAUUGGAUGAAGUAUCUCCAACUGGCACCGAACUCGAGGCAACGGAUGACUGUUUUCUGGUCCACUCUAGCCAUUGCAUAAACUCUGAUAUCCCUGAUUCUCAAUGCAUGCUUGGAAAAGAUAUUGAUGGAUCUUCUGAAGUUAGUUCCACUUCCAAAGAAUUUCAUGGGCAUUCCCACCAGUCUCAAAGUGAAGAUUACUUGAAUGAUCAUUUAACAGCUAAAUUAGGCCAGGUAGAUGGAACUGAAUCAACAGAUUUUCCUGAAAAAUGCUCAUGCAGUAGUCCUUCCAUUUCAAAGGAGGCUGUUCAUGAAAGCUGGCCAACAUACCGGAAAAAUCUUCGAAAAGUCUUUUUUAAGAGAGAGAAGAAAACUCGAAGAAGAAAUGAUAACUUUGAAAGUGCACUUUUCAUUAUAAACACUGUUACAAAGGUUGAUGUGGCUUGGCAAGAUGGAAGAAAAGAAUAUGGGCUGCAAUCAACAUCAUUAAUUCCAAUAUCUACACCAAAUGAUAAUGAAUUUUUUCCUGAGCAGUAUGUGGUUGAAAAGGCAUCAAAUGAAGAAGAUGGUUCUUUUGAAGUUUGUCGCACAGGAGUAGUAAGAACUGUGAAUUCUCAGGAGCGAACUGUAUGCGUAAGAUGGCUUAAACCUGUAAGCAGGCCAGAAGAUUUAAAAGAGUUUAUGUGUGAAGAAAUUGUUAGUGCUUAUGAACUUGAUCCUCAUCCAGAUUAUGAUUACUGCUAUGGUGAUGUUGUUGUAUGCUUGCCCACAACUUCUGAUGAUUCAACAAAAUUUGAAAUUCCUAUCAAGGCAGAUGGAAAUCAACUUGAUACAGAAGUGAUAUCCGCUGAUUCAAAGAAAGAAUACAAAGGUGCUGACAAAGAUACUCUGGUCCAAAAUUAUGAUGUUUGUGAAAACGUACGAAGUCUAUCAUGGGUUGGAACUGUAAUUGGUCUCCAAGAUGGUGACAUUGAAGUUAACUGGGCUGAUGGGACGAUCUCAAAGGUAGGUCCUCAGGAAGUUUAUGUUGUUGAUGGAGAUGAUGAUGAAGUUAGUGAUGACGGUGCCAGUUGGGAAACAGUUGAUGAAAAUGAGAUGGAUGUACUUGAUGGCAUUGAAAAGGAAGCUGAUCUACAUGAUCAUAGUGACAACACUAUCCAAAAAGGCAAGAGAUCUGAAACAUCACAAGAAGAUAUUACCGGUGGACGAAGUGGGCCACUCGCAGUACCUCUUACUGCUCUUGAUUUUGUGACAAAAUUUGCUACUGGGCUAUUUUUUCGAGCUAAAAAACAAUUGAACGCAUUGGGUUCAGAUCAAAUUGGAGGAAAUAAUGCAGAAUGUGAAAUGGAUCUUGCUGCUUCUGAAAGCAUAGUAGAUGUGGAGGAUGAGAAUAAAGUUUCUGAUGUUUCUGACUAUAAUAUUACUCAAAGCACACAUCAGAAUUCAGAAUUAAUGAAUAAUCAAGAGGCAACAACUGAGAAUGUGGAAAUAAAUAUUCAUUACCCUUCGGUUCAACCAGCAUCAAUAGGACCAGAUAUUGGCAGUAGAACAUCAUAUGAUAUGGAUGACCCAUAUAAUUUCAAGCACUUUGAUGUUGCUGAGAAUCCUUCCGACCAUCAUUAUCUUGGUGAUGCUGAAAAGUGUAGUGGUCAAAGGAAGUGGGUUAAAAAGGUUCAGCAAGAAUGGAGUAUUCUCGAAAAGAACUUACCUGAUGCUAUUUAUGUUCGAGUAUUUGAGGACCACAUAGAUCUAAUGAGAGCUGUGAUAGUUGGAGCCAGUGGAACACCAUAUCAUGAUGGUCUCUUCUUCUUUGAUUUUCAUCUCCCUCCAGAAUAUCCUGAAGUUCCACCGUCUGUAUAUUACCAUUCUGGUGGCUUGCGGAUAAACCCAAAUUUAUAUGUGGAUGGAAAGGUUUGCUUAAGCCUGUUAAAUACAUGGACAGGCAAGGGAAAUGAAGUUUGGGAUUCAUCAGCUUCCAGCAUCCUCCAAGUCCUAAUUUCAUUACAGGGGUUGGUUCUCAAUGACAAGCCGUACUUUAAUGAAGCUGGUUAUGAAAAGCAGAUUGGAACGGUUGAAGGGGAGAAGAAUGUCAUACCAUACAAUGAGAACACGUACCUAAUGAACUUGAAAUCAAUGAUGUAUCUUUUGAGAAGACCACCCAUGCAUUUUGAAGACUUUGUUAAGGAUCACUUCCGCAGACACGGAUAUUACAUUCUUAAAGCUUGUGAGGCUUACAUGGCAGGAUCCAUGAUCGGCUCCCUUACUACUGAUGGAUGCCCGACAGAAAAGAGCCAGGAGCAUUCUUGUUCAGUAGGUUUCAAGUUGACACUCGCAAAAAUCUUGCAGCGGCUGAUACUUGCAUUCGAUGAAGUAGGAAUUGAUCGCUGCCAAUUCAAGCAUCUACUCAAAUCUGAAAACCCUCCAGAAAGUUAAACAGCCCGAUGAUCUUUUUCUUUUGUGGUUCGUUUUGACAGUAUAUGUGGUCAUGGCUCCAUUUCAAGGGAACAAUUGGCGUCUAACUUGAAGAUUGUUCCAUAAACCAUUUAGGAAACAAAUUGGCAGAUGCGAACAUCUUUUGUUUUUGUUUUUUUUUUGCCAAAACACUGCUGUUCAUUUACAAAAAUAUAGAUAGAGCCUUAUAUAGAAUAUAUACUCGAUUCCUUCAUACUCGCAACACUAACAAUCAUAUACCUAGUGAUUAAUUGAUAUUGGCUCAGUUUCGCAGAGUUCAAUUUCUGAGUAUGCUAAAAAUUUGUAUGGAACUGUAAAUGUGAUUCUCUUAAGAAGAUGGCAGUUGACAGAUUUUUUUUGUCGUAAA